Molecule: messenger RNA, 2854 nt
Organism: Megalopta genalis
Lineage: Eukaryota; Metazoa; Arthropoda; Insecta; Hymenoptera; Halictidae
Product: rabphilin-3A
Biological process (GO): exocytosis; regulation of calcium ion-dependent exocytosis; intracellular protein transport
Cellular component (GO): synapse
Molecular function (GO): small GTPase binding
Source: RefSeq, a predicted model, not a curated record
CUCUUGCGCCAGUAUCGAAAGAGAAGUGGAGUCGUAGGCUAGUUUCUGCGAUAAUACAUAGCACUGCAUAGCACCCACUUGUCGGCUUGCUGAUAGCGUGGCAAGUACAGUUCUAUACUCUGUCCUCCACGCAAGUCAUAUCCUGCGGACUGUUUCGUAAUUAGUAAAGACACCAGUUAUCCGCAACCGUCGUACUGCCUAACAUUCGAUAAUUAAAGUUUGGUGUGACAGCUUGUCCUUUAAUUAACACUCACAUGACAGAAGAAAUUCACAGAUUUCGAUAAACUACAUUACACAAUGUUCAUAGUAUAUUUAAAAUGAUCUAAGGGUUACAUUAAUCUCUUUCUCACUAAUCACUAUGGACAUCACAGUAAAAGAUCCAGGUAGAGGAAACAGAUGGGUUUGUCCAAAUGAUCGUCAUUUAGCAUUGAGAGCAAAAUUGCGCAUAGGAUGGUCUGUGAAGACUGGUGCUCUAGAUUCAAAAUGGGGUAAUUAUUCAAAUUCUUACACUGCUGGUUCAAAUCGUUGUGCACAAUCAUUUGUAUUGUCUGAAGAAGAGCAACAAGCAAUCAUAGAGGUCAUUCAAAGAGCUGAAGCCCUAGAUUUAUCCGAACAAGAACGAAUUGGUAGAUUAGUAGAGAGACUAGAAAACAUGAAACGUAAUGUUUGUAUUGUCACUGGAACAAGAAUGAAUGAGAGAAGAAACUGUAGUAGCCGUUGUUCUAACAGUGCGCAUUGCGUAUGUUCCUGUGCUCUAUGUGGUGAAAAAUUUGGAGCCGUACUGGGUGCAACACCAAAUCUUUGCAAGGACUGUCGUAAAUACAUAUGUCAAAAAUGUGGUAUAGAAACUACUGAACUUAAUUCGGCAUUUCCAAGUACAGUUUCAACAAAAAGUGUGCUAGAUAGAACAACUAUGCAACGAAUUGUCAGACGUUCAAAUAACAGUCAAAGACAAUUUCUUUGUCGUAUAUGCGCAGAGACCAGAGAAAUGUGGAAAAAAAGCGGUGCUUGGUUUCUUAAAGGCAUGCCAAAGUACAUUUUGCCCGAGAAAAAGGAACGUGGAUGGUCGCGAAUUGGUCACAAGCAGAUGUCUUGGACUGUUGGAGGAAACAAAUCUCUGGAAUUAACAGAACCUCAUGAUUCCUCUUCGGAUGAAGAAGUAACGCGACUUUCGCCAUUUUCGAAUUCUGCUCAAUCAACUAGCAGUGUAUCUAAAAUAUCACCGGGACAGCGAUCCAACGACUUAUCACCGUUGAAUAAUCGUGAAGAAUGCUUAGAUCAAUUAGAUAGGUCUACUCUUUCAAUUACAUCUCAAUGUAGUCGUAUUUCACCAACUUCUUCAGUUGCGAGUUCACGAUUGCGAACGAAUGGUAAAGCCACUAAUGAUCCCCAAUUUGAACAACGUGUGUCUUUCGAGGAUGAAAUCAUCACUGAAAAAGUUAAAAAAUCCGACAAUCCCAGCGAUAUAAAUAACGAUACUCGUAGAAUAGAGUUUAACUCAUACAAUCAAUUAAAAAACUCUCAGGUACAAUCUCUCAGAUUGAAUUCGUCAACGGUUCCAAUGAAACUGGGAACGACAAUCAUUCCAACGGAACAAGUACUAGAACAGUUUCAAAUCAAAGAGAAAUACAUGGGCCAGCACGCAAGUCAAUUUUACUUAGAAAAAGAGAACCCGCACAGCAACAAUCAAAUCGACUCGUCACACCUACAAAUGUUGGAGCACGGAGUGGAGGAAAAUUAUGGAACUCUAGAAAUCUCCUUGCAAUACGACCCAGCGGAUCAGUGCCUCCAGUGCAAGGUGGAACGAGCACGAGGCUUACGACCAAUGGAUAUUCAUGGUCUCGCCGAUCCGUUCUGCAAACUGAACAUAUUACCAAUAGAUCCAGUAGCGAAUACGGAACGUCUUCGAACAAAGACAGUCCACAAAACACGGAAUCCGGAAUUCAACGAGACACUAAACUUUUAUGGAACGACGGAAACAGACAUAUGGAAUGGCAAAGCACUUCACAUCCUGAUACUCCAGGACGAUCCAGCAGGUCAAGACUUUCUAGGAGAAGCGAGGUUUCCCCUGCACGAGUUACAACCCCGUCAAACCAAACAUUAUAAUGUCCCAUUACAAGAUUAUUAUCCAGUGAACAAUGAAGAAGCUGCAUGGGGUGUGUUUUCCAGUGGACGGGGAAAGAUUGAAGUGGCUCUAAGUUACUGUACAAGACGUAGAGCAUUGAUGGUUAUGGUUCAACAAGCUGCAAAUCUACUUCCAAUGGAUAGUAAUGGAUUUUCUGACCCAUUUGUCAAGUUGUGCCUUAUAGAAAAUGUGACAAACAAUCAAAAACAACGUGUCUUUGACUAUUCAAUUGCACGUAUCACAGGCAGAAAGCUCAUGUCAAAGAAAAUCAUAGGUCGUAAUUCUCAGAACACAACAAUCAAGUGGAAAACUUUAAAUCCCAAAUGGAAUGAAGAAUUUAUUUUUACUAUGCGGUUGACAGAUCUUACAAAACUUGCAUUAUACAUUACAGUGUGGGACAAGGACUUUGGCAAGAAUAACGACUAUCUUGGUGGACUUGAAUUAAGUUCUAACAGCAAAGGAGCCCGACUAAAACAUUGGAUAGAUACAAUUAAAUUUCCAGAUCAUCAGCACCAAGCUUGGCACAACUUAACAGAUACUGUUUUUCCCACAGAAUAAUAAUUUAUACUUCCUCUUUUGAAUACAUUAUUUAAAAUAUUUUAAUAAGGUUACUAGUUGAUACACGUUACCAUAUACAAAAUAUAAUUUAUUUACACUUGAUCUGUAUUAUUGCUCAAAGUGUAUUACCACAAAAAACUAAUACAAUAAUAAAGACAUUACAUUAAAUAA